Molecule: messenger RNA, 6926 nt
Organism: Neofelis nebulosa (Clouded leopard)
Lineage: Eukaryota; Metazoa; Chordata; Mammalia; Carnivora; Felidae
Gene: BNIP1
Product: BCL2 interacting protein 1
Exons: 6
Coding region: 3192-3878 (228 amino acids)
Biological process (GO): retrograde vesicle-mediated transport, Golgi to endoplasmic reticulum
Cellular component (GO): endoplasmic reticulum; SNARE complex
Molecular function (GO): SNAP receptor activity
Source: RefSeq, a predicted model, not a curated record
GGGGUAGCAUUCAUUAAACCCCUGCCAGGUGCUUUCCUGUCAGGUAACUCUGCUCUCCAUGGCGCAGUGAGGUGGGUGGUUGUGUCCAUCUUACAAAGGAGAAUAAACUCCGUUGAGGAGACUCACCUCACACCCAGCGUGUGUGAUGGCCCCAGUUCAAACUCCUAUCUGCUGACUGCACUGAGAGAUGAUCCGUACUCCUGAAGGGCCAGGCCAGGUUACAGGCAGUAUAUAAUAGUAUCUGUGUAGGAGGGAGAUAAUAGGCAUAGAAUCUGAAGCCAGAAAGAACUAAAGCUAAAACCAAGCAAAUGUAGUAACCAAAAGUUAGUCUCAGGAUGUGUGGAUAGAGGUGAUAGCAAAACAGUGUUGGCCAAAGCAGCCUGUGAUCGAGAGUGUGGGUCACCACACUGUACGUCUAUCCCUCAAAGAUGGCCUCUAGAUUAAGGGCUUAGAGUUGGGUCUCUUCGUUAGAAGGGAGCAUGUUGGAGGUGGAGAAAAGGGGAUCUGUGUUUUCUUCUCUAAUUGCUAUGUAGAGAAUUGCAUGGAGACUGUCAGUUGCAUAGAGGCCCAAGGUCAUGCGUCCUAAAUAGGGAGCUUCUAUUUGAGGAUCCAAAACUUUUGAGUGAUCUGAAAAAUGUCAGUUUCUUUAAAAGAUUCUAAACUUAAAACAUCACCAGGAAUGAACUUAAAAUGUACAGGGUCUAGAUAAAGAAAACUUUAAAAUAAUAUGAAGGACAUAGAAGAAGACAUGAACAAAUGGAAAGAAAGACCCAAGUUUUUGAACUGGAGCAGCCAACAACAUGAAGCUGUCAGUCCUCAAAAUUAACAAAUGUAAUGCUAUCUCAAUAAGACAUACCAAUGGGGUUAAAAAAAAACAAAACACGUAAGUUCAUAUGGGGAAAAAAAUAAUAGCUGGAAGAUGAUGCUGGGGGAAAAAAAGAUUGGGUGUUUAAUCCAAACAUUAAAACACAUAAAACUAUAAAUAAAACUAAAAAAUUUUGGUGCAUAAAUGAAUAGGCCAAUAGAAGGAAAAGUUUAGAAACAGAUUCAAACAUAAGAAUUUAUUAUGGUAAAUGUGCCAUCCAGAACCAGGAGAAAAAAAGAUGGAUUCUUCAGAAAAUAGCGUUGGAACAACUGGGAAACUCUGGAGAAAGAAAAGUUGGCUCUGUAUCUCACACCAUAUUUCAAACUGUAUACAUAACAGGAAAUGUGGGCAAUUCCUUUAAAAUCUGUGGGAGGGGGUGGGGAGAAUGUUCUAACUUGGAUCCCAAAUUCAGGAGUCAUAAAUGAAGAUCGACAAAUUCUAUGUGAAACAAAAAUAAAAAAUUGAAACCUUUUUAAAGUCAAAAACAUCAUAAGCCAAGUCAAAAUGCUAUAGACUAUGAAAAAACUCAUCUCUAAGGGCUAAUCCUCCUAAUACAUUAAGAGCUCCUGGAAACUAGUAUGAAAAACCAACCACCCAAUAGAGAAAUGAGUGAAGUAACUACAAAUAGCACACAAUCUCAUUCAUAAUAAGAGAAAUGCACAUUAAAAGAUGGCAUGUUUCACUUAAUCAAAUUGGGAAAAAUCCUAGCACACCAUGUUGGUGAGGCCAUGGGAACGCAGGCAUUUGUACCACCUUGCUGUGGAAAACUGACGUAACCUCUAUGAAGAGCAAUCUGGUGGUUUGUAUCUAAAUUUUAAAAUGCACAUAUCCUUUCAUCUAGCACUUCCAUUUGCCCUGGGCAGAUCAUCCUGUGCCUGUUUCUUCAUGUGUAAAAUGCAGACAAUUCUACCUCGUAGGGUUGUUGUGAGAAUUGUUAGAUAAAACACAUUAAGAACUUUGUACAAAGUGCCUGGCACAUAGGAAGUACUCCAAAAAUGUCAGCAAUGUAAUAGCAGCUAAUGCACGUUGAGUUUUUAAACAUAUGCUGCAUUUACUACACGGUGCUUGGUGCUUUUCAUGUAUUACCUCAUUUAAUGCUCCAGCCAUCCCUGUGAUUAUCACCAGUUAGCCUCAGGAUUCUGAGGCACAGAGAUGUGGAGUGGGUCGUCCCGCAGGAUUCAAGCAGGGUUGACUCCCAAGCUUCCCUUAAGGGAAGGUGCGCGGAGCACUGGAGUAACACAGAUGGGCAAGCCAUGUGUUGGUUUUUGAGGGAAGAUGUGGCUCUCAGUUAAGGCUCUGCCACUCUCAAGUUGGGUAGCCUUGGGGCAGGAUGUUCAGUUUCGUUUCACUUUUGACCUACUCUUAGUCCAUCUGCCAAUCCGUAAAACUGGGGUAUAACUAUUUCAAGUGUGGUUGAGAGGAUUAAACUAGGCAUUCAGGUCUUCCUAAUUCAUGCUUGCUGAUGUGAACAAAAGUACGCAGGGUGGGAGCAAAAGGGGAAACGCAUUCUGAGAAGAGGGAACAGCACAUUCCAAAGCUACAGAUCUAAAAAGAGCCUGAGGAAUCCAGGAGUGGGAUGAGAUGCGGUGGCUGAUGGCCUUGAAGACCAGCUAAGAAACUUGGACAAUUUAAUAAUAAAAAUAAAACAAAGAGCCACCAUUUUCUGAGAGUCUGCUCUUAAUUAUUUCCAUCAAAACUACUUCAGCGAGGUAGAUUUAAUAAAUCCAACUGUACACAAAAGGGAACUGCCAGGAGCCACAGAAGAGGUGUAAGCUGGGAGGUGGCUUGAUCAGUUGUGAUUUUAGAACCCUUAGACCAACAGGAGGUGCUCUAAGAGAACUGCCUUGAAUCCCACACAUUAAAAGUAUUAAUAACAUUUAUCAUUUUUGCAUUUAUUCCACAAUUUAUAUUCACUGUAGAACAUAUGAAAAAUACAAGAAAGUUUAAAGAAAUAUAAAAAAUUGUUAAUUCCACCCUCUAGAGAAUCCCAAGUGAUACUUUCCUUCCAGUCUUCUCCCCCCGCCCCCACCUUUAUGCAAAAAAUAUGUAGUGAUUAGAAUGGCUCUUAGAUAGAAGAUGUGGAGAGGUCAGUGUUAAAACGCCCUUGAUACUCCUUCUCUUCUUCCUUUUCUUAGGACCACACCAAGGGGAGAGCAGAUUCCCUCCGCGUUUUCAGGGAUACUCCCCAGGACUCAUCGCCGCCACGGUCGCUCGCCUCAAGCCGGUCUCUAGGGGGCGCUGCUGCAAGACCUGGAGCGGAAGGAAGGCGAUGCUGAAACGCGGUUAAAUUUGGGCACCGCCGCCGCCCGUAGUCGGCGUCCUCAACAUGGCGGCUCCCCAGGAUGUCCACGUCCGUAUCUGUAACCAAGAGAUUGUCAAAUUUGACCUGGAGGUGAAGGCGCUUAUCCAGGAUAUUCGGGAUUGUUCAGGACCAUUAAGUGCACUUACUGAACUGAAUACUAAAGUGAAAGAGAAGUUUCAGCAACUGCGGCACAGAAUACAGGAGCUUGAGCAGUCAGCUAAAGAGCAAGACAAAGAGUCAGAGAAGCAAGUUCUGCUCCAGGAAGUGGAGAAUCACAAGAAGCAGAUGCUCAGCAAUCAGACCUCAUGGAGGAAGGCUAAUCUCACCUGCAAAAUCGCUAUUGACAAUCUAGAGAAAGCAGAACUUCUCCAGGGAGGAGACCUCUUAAGGCAAAGGAAAACCACCAAAGAGAGCCUGGCCCAGACGUCCAGUUCCAUUACGGAGAGCCUCAUGGGGAUCAGCAGGAUGAUGUCCCAGCAGGUUCAGCAGAGCGAGGAAGCCAUGCAGACGCUAGCCAAUUCUUCCCGGACUAUCCUGGAUGCAAAUGAAGAGUUUAAGUCCAUGUCAGGGACCAUCCAGUUGGGACGGAAGCUUAUCACAAAAUAUAAUCGCCGAGAGCUGACGGACAAACUUCUCAUUUUCCUUGCCCUGGCCCUUUUCCUCGCUACGGUCCUCUAUAUUAUAAAAAAGCGGCUCUUUCCAUUUUUGUAAGAUAGGGAAUUACCAGCUUUUGCCCUUUAAAGUCCGGUGUCAAGAUCUGGCCAUGCUACCAAGCUCUGGUAAACCAGUCCAUGCCUCCACAGUCUGCUCCAGUUGUUCUGCAGGUUGGAUAGAGACACAGAGUUCCCCAGGUUCCUGCAGGUGGCUGGCUGGCAAAGGGCGAGCAGACCAAGGUGUCAUUGAGACACCUACAGGGACACAGGGACUCCACAAGCCGUCGCAACAGUGCUUAUGGCUGUCGCAUGGGGCAUUCAGAGGCCAGGCUUCAGGCUUUGAUCCUCCUGUCUCUCCUUCUCCUGCUGUGGCCUUAGUGCCAGAUCUGGUAGAAGGAAGAGAAGGGGGGGGGGGGGAAGGAGGAUAAGGAAAACUCACGUCCAUUUCUUGAAUAAACUUGACUAUAUUUAAUAGAAUGAAACGCAUUUGGAUUAUAAGGUAUCCUUCUGGGAAUUUGUGUCCUGCUUUUGGUGUCCAGAUUUCUAGGACAUGAACUUAGAUCAUUUAUUUGUUCUCCCAACAAAGGAUUAUUAGGCAGCAGUCAUAUGCAAUGUAUUACAGACCCUGCCGACUGUUACAAAUAGAUUGGUAAAGCAGCUGUGGUUCCUCCCUCAGGGAGCAAGGAGAACAAGAUCUCAUAGGCUCUAAAAAAGUAAGUUACAGAAAGCCCCCACCGGAGGUGGCUGACCCAUCUGAAAAGGCUGAGGCAAACAGUCUUUUCUUUCUGUGUACAGUGGUGGGCCUGGCCUCUCAGUGUGCAGCGUCUUGGGGGCUGGCGCAUGUCUUUCUCUUUGAGGUGCAGAGCUAAAUAUAACGAUGAGAGGGAGGCUAGUGAUAAGCGGAGUCCUGUCUGGGCCUGAGUUCUGUCGAGGCCUGGGGGAUCCUAGGGCUCAGGCUGGGAGAUGUUCGUGUCCUUGUGCUAUAGGCCUGGCUGGCCUCACACAUGAAAUCCCAGCCUCCCCACUAUUUAUAGCCCCAGAGGCCCUGGGAUGUGUAACAUGGAGGCAGAGGGGAAAGUGAGAAGAACAUGGACUUUGAACCUUGGUUUUGAGUCUUGGCUGUUUAACUAAAGGACCAUGUGACUCUGGGCAAGAUAUCUUAUGUCACUAAGCCUCAGUUUCCCCACCUGUACCAUGGGGGUGAUAGUCCACAUAGACAUUUGUUUAGUCAACAUGAGACUCCAACAAGAAUGUGAAGUAACAAGCGCAGCUUCUGUCUGACUGAGCGGUGGGCUUCCCAAGUGGGGCCACCUCCAGGGCUCUGGACCCUGAGGUUUCCUGCAGCAAACAGGGGCUUCGGUGAAAGCUGGCCUGGGCAUCACAAGUUCUGUUUAGAUCUGUUUGAGCAGAGGAUGUCAACAGUUAAGGCUUUGGCUUCAGUUACGAACUGCCAAAUCUUCAUGGGACCAAGUACUUAAGAGAUUGGCUGCACACCUCAGACUGACUAGUUUAAUGAGUAGGUUCUAAGUUAAAGUGCGUGCGUGUGUGUGUGUGCGUGUGUGUACACACUUCUAUAUAUACAUAUAUCAUACUUAAACGAUUUCUGGCCUCAGAAGACACUCACUGCAAAUUGUGCAUGCAUGUGUCUUAUUUAUAGUCAAAUUAAAGCUGAGAAUAAAGCACAGAUGGGAAAUUCCCACUCAGAUUCCAGCUGUAAGUGCAGCAGAUGGAUGUUAUCAAUUUAGGAUUUUCUUGUCUUAACAUUUUUCUUUACCACUUCCCACUAAUUGUCAACAUCCUCCUUCCAAUAUGGGAAUGUGUGGGCGCUGUACUCCUUAAAAAAUCUCCCUUUGACUUUAUUCUUCUGUAACUUGCUAGGUUGAAUUUGAAAUGUCAUCAAUAGCAUUGUAUCUUGGAACCGCAUUCAGCCACCGGGAUUCAAAGUCAUCCCCUAGCGGGCUGGCUGGACGGAGAGCAACCAUCUCCAUGUUCAACCAUGAGGGGGCAGUGUUCACAUUUGCUCUGUGGUCUGGCUGUGUGUAUGGCUUCAUCAGUCCAUAGGGAACGCUCUUGCGGAUUUUUUUUUCCACGUACCAGACUUUAAAAACAAACAAACAUACAAAUGUACAAAGUUUAUAGUUUUUAGAAGAUGUUUCAUAGAUGAUUUUCAUUUUCACUGUGAAAAGUAAGGCCAGCUUGUGUUCUACAGUUUGGUUAGGUGACAGUCAAAGAAUUAAAAGUAUAGAGCAGCUGUCAAGAGGUCGUCCAUUCAAGUAUUUACUGAGCACGUACUUUGUACCAGGCACUGUGCUAGGUAUAGGCAGUGAAUAAAACAAAGAUUCCCUGUUGUUGUGGAACUUACAAUAUGUGAGAGAGGGCAGGCAGAUGAUAAAUAAGCCAUUCAUUCUGUUAGACAAUAAGUGGUCUAGGAAAGAGGGAAGCCCGCCAAUGGAGACAGGAAUGUAGGUGUGGGGAUAGGUUUGCAGUAUUAAGUAGGGUGGUCAGAGCUGGCCUCACUGAGGAGGUGAGGUCUGAGCAAAGGCUUGUUGGGGAGGGAGACCCCUUAGCCAUGCGGACUGCUGGGGGAGAUGGGCUCCGGCACAGGGACCAGCUGGGGCUGGAGCAAAGGGCUACAGUGGGAGCACCUGCGAUACUGUGGUUGAUAGUAAGAAAUAUAUAUUUGAUAGUAAGAAAUAUAUAUUUGGUGUCCCCAGUCAGGGACACAGAGCUCCUAAAACCCUUGGACUUCCCUGCAGUGAGAGCGGUAAAGGUUUCUUUUGUUACGUGCAUGAGGCGACUUUUGGAAAGCACUAAAGACAGGGCUGGUUGCCAGUGGACCUCAGAGGAGGGGAGAGGGGUUGGAAAUUAAGUUCAGUCACCAGUGGCCCAUCAUUUAAUCAAUCAUGACCGUCGAAUGAAGCCUCCACAAAACCCAGGAGGACUGUGUUCAGAGAUCUUCUGGGUUGAUGAACACGUGGAGAUUGAGGGAGGGUGGCACACUUAGGGCAUGGAAGCUCUGCAUCCUUUCCUCGUGCCUUGCCCUAUGCGUCUCUUCCAUCUGGCUGUUCUACCCUUUCUUAAUAAACUGGUCAUCUAGUAAGCAAAA